CAAAGCCACAAAGGAUCUGGAAUGUCGCUUUACCAGCUGAAGGCCCCGAGUCGUAUUUCAACAAUCUUCAGGAGAUGGUAGAACUUGACACAACGUCCCUGACUAUUUGACCAGACCACAAGCCCAUCCUGAAGAUGUAUUCUACAAACCCUGGCAGCUGGGUCACCUUUGACGAUGACCCUGCUUUUCAAUCUUCUCAGAAAAGAAAGGAUUUUUCUCUGGAGACUCAAGGUGUUUGCAGACCAAAUGGACUGAAGCUGACCCUUCCUACCCUCCGGGACCCUCCCAGCACCCCCUCCUCUGCCAGCAGCACCCCCCUGUCCUCUCCCAUGGUGGACUUUUAUUUCAGUCCAGGACCCCCAAGCAACUCCCCUCUCUCUACACCCACCAAAGACUUCCCAGGGUUCCCCGGCAUCCCGAAAGCAGGGACACAUGCGCUUUAUCCUAUUCCAGAGUGUUCUUCCAGCAGUGCUCCCACAGCAGCGGGAGGAGCGGGUCCCCCACUAUUACUUACUAAGCCAAGCUGCUCACCCCCUGUAUCGUUACCCAGUGGCCACUCCCACACUCAGCCGACCCCCACACUCGGUCUUACAGAAGACUCCGGCCGUCAGCGGGUCCAAAGCGAGGCUGAGGCUCGGCAGUUCGAAUAUUUUCAGGACGAUUGUGCUUUCUCCAACCCAUUUUGGAAAGAUGAAGGCAGCGCUUCUCAGCUCCCCCUUGACUCCCUGGCAAGCAGAAAACCGUUCUCACCGAAGGACAAGGAGGUACCAAGUGAUCACAAAAGCCUAACCCAGUGCUCACUGAACUACAUCUGUGAGAAGCUGGAACACUUGCACUCAGCGGAGACCCAAGACUCUCUUGGAAAUUUGUCUAUGCAGAACCCCUAUGCCGGAGACACGGUCUCUUUUGUCCCACACACCCUCUUCCGGAGUCAGCCCAGAGCUGGAUGGUCCUUCAUGCUGAGGAUUCCCGAGAAGAAGAACAUGAUGUCUUCCCGGCAAUGGGGACCCAUUUUCCUAAAGGUUCUUCCAGGAGGGAUUCUGCAAAUGUAUUAUGAGAAGGGGCUAGAAAAACCAUUCAAAGAGUUCCAGCUCGAUCCACAUUGCAGGCUUUCGGAGCCCAAACUUGAGAACUUCAGCAUGGCAGGAAAAAUCCACACCGUGAAGGUGGAACACGUGUCUUACUCAGAGAAAAGGAAAUACCACUCCAAGACGGAGGUGGUUCACGAGCCGGAAGUGGAGCAGAUGCUGAAGCUGGGGUCCACGGAACACUGUGACUUCCUUGAGUUUCUGACGACCGUAGAAGAGGAGCUAAUAAAGCUGCCGGCUACUGCAAAACCCAAGAACAAAAACUAUGAGGAACAAGAAAUCUGCCUGGACAUUCUGGAUAAUUUCUGGGGUAAAGCAACCAAAGAGGGGCAGCUGGUGGAAAGCGCUGUGGUAACUCAGAUCUGCUGCCUCUGCUUUCUCAACGGGCCCGCGGAAUGUUUCUUAGCCUUAAAUGACCUUGAGCUCCAGAAACGGGAUGAAUGCUAUUUUGAGAAAGAACCCGAAAAAAAGGGGAUUGAUAUUCUUAACUACCAUUUCCAUACGUGUGUGAAAGCUGAAGAAUUUAAACAGUCCAGAAUCAUUAAGUUCGUACCUCUGGAUGCUUGCCGGUUUGAGCUGAUGCGUUUCAAAACCUCUUAUGAAGGGGGUGAGCUUCCCUUUGCAGUGAAGUCUGUAGUAACCGUCCAGGGGGCCUAUGUGGAGCUGCAGGCCUUUGUCAACAUGACCCCAGCAGGUUCCUUGAGGAGCUGUAACAAUAUCAUGAUUCAUUUUCCUGUCCCAGCCCAGUGGAUCAAGGCCCUCUGGACCAGGAACCUUCAGAGGCAGAAGUCCCUGAAAGCCAAAAUGAACCGUCGGGCUUGUCUGGGGAGUUUACAGGAGCCUGAAUCUGAACCUGUCAUUCAGGUCACUGUGGGGUCAGCAAAAUAUGAGAGCGCCUACCGGGCUGUGGUGUGGAAGAUAGAUCGGCUUCCGGAUAAAAACUCAAGUCCUGAUCAGCCCCAUUGUCUGUCAUACAAACUGGAGCUUGGGUCAGACCAGGAGGUUCCCUCAGAUUGGUAUCCAUUUGCUACCAUCCAGUUUUCCAUGUCUGAAGCCUGUGCCUCAAGGACAGAGGUGAGGUCGCUGGGAGUGGAGAGUGAUGCCCAACCUCAGAAGCACGUGUGUCAGCGAGCUUGCUACAACAUCCAGGUUGAAAUAGAAAAGAAGUGGAUUCAAGUAGAUGGAGACGACCCAGAUAAAACCGGUGGCUGUGUGACUCAGUAAACACAGCCCCUUGGGUCAAACACAGAACCUACCCACAGGGCAGGAAGUUCUGCUACUGUAUGGUGGGACUGAGUAGCAGCCUUAGGCCAGAGAUCCAGUGGCGAGUCCCAAAGCAGGCCAUGUGCAUACUACCCUUCGAUGCUCUGGAGGCGCUGCUGUCUGAUGCUGUCUGAUGCUGUCUGAUGCUCUGGAGGCGCUGCUGUCUGCUGGCCAGAUUGACUGAAGGCUAUUUGGGUUUGGAUUACUCAGUGACUUUGUUUUGUAACCUGAGUUAUGUGAUUCCACAUCUCUUCUUGCUUUCUGUGUGGAAUGGUUCGAAUGGACGAGAAGAGUUAGGAGGUACGACUUUGUUGGAGGAAGUGUGUCACUGGGGGUGGGCUUUGAGGUUGUAAAAGCCCAAGCCUGGCCUAUUCUCCCUC
Mus pahari (shrew mouse) is the source of this 2731-nucleotide messenger RNA. It is a transcript of the gene Ston1, whose product is annotated as stonin 1. The transcript has 4 exons. NCBI's taxonomy places the organism in Eukaryota, Metazoa, Chordata, Mammalia, Rodentia, Muridae. Gene Ontology annotation, cellular component: AP-2 adaptor complex; synaptic vesicle. The record is from RefSeq and is a predicted model, not a curated record. Gene Ontology annotation, molecular function: clathrin-cargo adaptor activity. Bases 135 to 2312 code for a protein of 725 amino acids. Gene Ontology annotation, biological process: regulation of endocytosis; clathrin-dependent endocytosis; intracellular protein transport.